GUUACCAUGGUAAAAGCUUGUGUUAUCAUAGCAGUUCCAUAUUGAUAUUAUAAUAAUUCUCCUGAUGAUUACAUAAAAUGUACGUCUUGACAGUUACGCUAAUGGUAACUGUUCUUUAGAUAAACGACUUUAGGUGGAGAGAGUCAUUUAUUGACAGUCUCGCUUUAUCAGUGCUGUUUACUGAAAAGCUCACUCGCUUCCAGCGGCUCGUUCUCUCGGGCGCGUUCUCGCGCACAGAAUUCCUGGCUCAGGCUGCCGUUGAGCGCGCGCUCGAGAAGCCGCGGGAACGGCGCUGCCUGGUGGACGGAUUAGAAUAGGGUUGUGAACUCCUGUGCCGCCCCUGCUGUUGUCUGUCUAUGAAGCCGAAUCCACGUACAGUGACACUUGUAUGAAUAAGUGUGAAUCCGAAUUCCAAUGUCCACCCCUGGAAAUAACGUUACGAGUAAAUUGCGUUGAUAGAAAGCGGAUUUGGUUUAUGACAGAUGAAUUUGGGAGACGCUAAGAUCAGACCUCCUGUAGGGAGGAGAAUGAAGGCCAAGGCCCCCCCUCCACCUCAACCCCCUCAGCCUGCCCCCCGCAGGAUCUUCCGUAAUGCCGUUCCUGAUGGAGGAGGAUCUUCAGGGGGAGACAGCAAGGAAAACAUGCUUCGACCCUCUGUGGAUCUCCAUAUCAGUCUGCCUUCAGGGUACCAGACCACCGUCAGUGUGGAUGGCAGAAAAGCUCUGAUGGAUUUGUUGGUGGAUCUGUGCAGUCAGUAUCAUCUGAAUCCAGCAUAUCAUACUCUGGAGCUGUUGUCACCCGAUGCUCAGCCCAUCAUCUUUAAGCCCAACGCCCUGCUUGGGGCCCUGGACGUCUCCUGCGCCCUGAUCAAAGAACGAGUGCUGGAGGAUAAGGUGAUCCGGAAACCUCCACCCAAAGUGCCAGAGAAAACGGUGCGUUUGGUGGUGAACUAUCACCGCAGUCAGAAGGCCGUGGUUCGAGUAAAUCCAUCAGUCCCCCUGCAUACCCUGGUGCCCGUGAUCUGUCAGAAGUGCGAGUUUGACCCGGCCCAUGUCUUGCUGUUCAAAGACAAUAUCAGCCACCAACAGCUGGACUUGGACAAGUGCCUGAGCGAGCUGGGUAUCAGGGAACUCUAUGUCCUGGAUCAAACACUAGCUGAAUCUCUUCACUCCAACAGUCUGAGUGGAUCGGAGAAAAAGGGUCUGCUAGGCUUCCUGAAGUUUAAUCGCAGGAAAUCAAAGGGAAUGUCGGUGACAAGCGGUCCAUGUGUGGAGACCCGUCCUAGCACUCUGGGUCAGUCUCAGUCUGUGAUGAACAUCUCCAAGAUGUCCCCAAAAGUGGAAUUAAAGAAACGCAGAGCUCCAGCUCCCCCAACAGCUCCCACACAGACUUUACCACUGACAUCACAGAUAAACCUCAGCUCUCCAUCCUCACACAACCAUCUUAAGAAGCGGAAGGCUCCAGCACCUCCACCCACACCGUCGCCCGAACCAGUUAUUUCCACUUCUAUGCCUACUGCAUCUGUGUGGGCCCCCUGUGUCCCAGUGCCAGUUGAAAGGACCCUGCUGCCAUCUCCCAGAGCCUCAACUCCAGCCGAUGAUUCUGAUCUGAGCCAUAGUAUUGAGGAUUCAGAGCCAGCCAGGUCCAUCUGUAGUAGCUCCGGCAGUGAUGUAGCUGCGGGAUCCAGCAGCAGUAGUCUAGCUGAAGAACCUGUAACACAUCAGGUUCAUGUGAUAGCUGCAUACACCACAUAUACACCAGAACCUGAACCAGAACCAGAAUAUGAACCUGAACCUAAACCUGAACCUGAACCUGAACCUCAACUUAAACCUGAACCUAAACCUGAACACAAGGAAGAAGCAGCUCCUCAGACUCCAAAAGAAUCUCCUCAAGAACCAGGUCCAAGUUCAGAGGAUCAAAUGCCAGAAGACCCAGAGCUAGAGAUGGAGCUAAAAAUGGAAGAGAUGGAGAAUAACCGUAAUAGUGGAAUAGCCUGGCUGCAUUCAGCACAUGAGUCAGAGAAGAUGGCAGAGCAGGAAGUGGAAAUGUUGUCUGUUGCCAGGAGUGAUAGUUUUGCAGACCAGGUUGCAGCAUCAGAGGGCAUGGCUGAGGAGUCCGUCCCGGUCUCUCCCUCCAAAAGGAUGCAAUCUGUGUCACCCAUGUCUUUAAACACCAGCUCAGCACUGCCUGGUAACCAGUCCAAAGACUCUUCCAGAAGCGAUGAGGGUUGUGCAACCUGGGGCUCCAGACAAAGUACUGGAAAUAUUCAGCGAGGACAUCAGUCAAUCAAGAGACAAAAUGGAUAUGAAGAAGACCCAGAGAUUACUGCUCAGAUUCAUCUUACCCUGGCCGAUCUAGAUGCAAAUUUGGCAGACAUUAAUCACUCAGAAGGAACAUCUGUGUUUAUGGAUGAUGAAAUACCUGUGUCCAUUGUUGACAUGGACAUUCCAGUGACAACCAUUGAUGAAGUUCUUGAUGAUGACCGGUGCAGCUCAAGUGAGUGCGAGGCAGCAUUGUUACACAGCUCUCAAAACAUCACUAGCCAAUUGUGUGCACCAAGUGAAGUUAUCGAAAAUAAAAACAACAAUGCCUGUGGGACAGAGAAGAAACAGUCUGUCCCCGAAAGAAGUCCAUCCCCAGACAUAAAGAAGCAGUCACAAGAGACUACACUCACAGUUAUUGAGAAAACCAUGAAUCCAUCUCCAACCAAUGAGAAGCCAUCACAAGCUACUAAGCUUGUGGAACAGAAGCGGGACAAUAUGGAACAGAAAGCUGUCUUUAACUCUGAGACUAAGAGUAAAGCUGUAACUGAAGAAUUGAAGAGUCAGAAAGACAGUGUUUCACGGAAGUCCCAAAAUUCUGUGCGUCCUGCUGUUCAAAGCGUUCAAAAAGUUCCUGAUGAGAGACUGACAACGGCACCUAUGGUUCAGAAGUUCAGAACAGACACUGCUUAUGAGGAAAGGACACCUAUCACCAGAGUCCCAACAACUCAGGGUAAGAUCACCCAGAGUUCCUUCUCUCGCUUUGGAAUGAAAACCUUCACAGUCAUCCCUCCCAAACCGACUGUGUCUCAGACCAAGCCUACAGGCUCUCUAGUCAUAGGUGCCAUUAAGAUUGAUGAACAGGGCAACAUGGUUACUCAGAAACAAAUUUCCACUGGCCCAAAGAAAAAUGGCAAUCCCAGUGUUGAAGCUAGUACAGAAACAUCCCCAUUGGACAAAGCCAAAGCAUUCUGGAGCACUGCAGAGAAGCAAGACCAAACAGCUACGAUCAACCAGGGACCUAUAAUAAACAAUAGAGAUACUGAUGUGUUCAAACCCUCGAUUGUGUCUGAAGUCUCUAAACUUUCAGUGGAAACACCUCCUGAAGAAACACACAAAGAGGUCAUUAUAGUGGAAAGGAAGCCCAUAUCUGUAGUGGCGAGUAAGCCUUCAUUCCCAGAGCCUGCAGAAAAGCCCUCUUUAACAGCUGAAAGGCGAGAUUUCUCUUUUCUUAUACCCUCCAGAAGAACCUCCAGCCAAUACGUAGCUUCUGCCAUUGCUAAAAACAAUAGCAUUCCCAACACUAAAACAGAUAUCAAGCAGGCGCCAUCAGAGUCCACUGUUGGUGUUCAAAAACCUGUAAAUCAACAGUUUAAUAGUGAGGUUAGACUUACAAACAUACAAAAACCUGCUAAUGCUUUCAAACCCCCCGAAAAUUCAGUGCCUUCUUUUGGACACCCUAAACACCUGCAAAGUUACUUCAGUCAUGUUGCAGAAAAGCCAGCAAGUUCUGAGAGAAUAAGCAGUGUUGAAAAAGGCACUCUGCAUGGGGAAGACAGAACCAAAUCUCUGGACUCACAUCCCUUAAAUAUCAAAAUCCAGCCCUCUACACAUAUGUCUGCUCAAAUUAAACCCAUGGAAUCUUCCUCUGAAGAAGCCAUAUCAAUCAAUAAGUUCUCAGACACCUCUGCCAGACAGACGCCAACAGACACCACACGUCCACCACUUACAAAGAAGCCAGAGUUACACGAUUCUGAGAUUCCGUCUGAACCAAACCAGGGUAACUUUUUUGGACCGGUUAAGAAGUUCAAGCCUGUUAUUUUUAAGCCUGUACAGAGGGAAACUUCUAUCCAUAGCUCGCUAAUGGAGGCCAUACAAUCUGGAGAGGGCAUUGAACGGCUCAGAAAGGUGUCUGACUCAUCUAUGAAGAGCACAGUUAGAAAGCUGUCUAACAAUGAUGCAGACAAUGAGCAUUCAGCGCUUCUUUCAGCAUUAAGAGCUCCAAGCAACUCUGCAAGACUGAAGAAGACCAAAUCAGGAGCAGCUAAGGAGUUGGAGCAGCUCAGGAAGCUUGAGGAAGACAGAAAUGUCCAGAGAGAUGAUAUCUCACCUCCUCCUACUUCUUCUCCUGCUUUUGUGCCACCCCCACCUCCAGCUUUCGUUCCUCCCCCACCUCCACCUUCAGCUCCAGUCAAGCCCCCUCUAGUGCUGCCUGCUGGAGGAAACCCAGAGGUGGCCCGAGAGGCUCUUCUGGAGGCCAUUCGCUCAGGCUCUGGGGCUCAGCGACUGAGGAAGGUCCCUGUCACACAGACAAGACGGCAAGUGAAUGGAAGACUUGGAACCAUCCAGGCAACAUCACCGCUUUCUUAUGGACACUAGAAACCUUCACUGGAUCACCGUUUGGGUUUACCCAUGGCCAAAUCUGGUGUUUAAGCAUUUGUGCUAAUGCUGUUGCAGAUAAUGCUAACACAAUAUUCACAGCCUUCUAUAUUUAUAGUGAUAAGCUGCUUCACAUCAGUGCCAAUACUAAUUAGCCUAGUUUCAGGCAGUUUAUGUCCUACUGACAUUCUAAUGAUGACAUUGAAGGUCUGUGUUAAUGCUGCUUUGAGUUUUUUUUUUUUUUAUAUAUAUAUAUGCCUGCCUGACUUCUAUAUCUUUAUCAGUAUUAUACCUGAAUAUAUUAUACAGGUAUUUGCUGUUGCAUCACAGUAUAGGUGGUGGGCUGCAAUUGAAUCCAUCUGCCAAUCACAGCAGUCUGUUUUUUGAUUUUUUUCUUUUUUUAAGGAACACUAAGCGAUAAAAUGGAAAACACUGAGAGAUUUUUAUUUAAUCGUUAUUAUUAAAGGUGUUUCUCUCAAUGUUUUGUUAUUUUCCAAAUAUAUAGAUACUUAUAAUUAGAUCACAAACUAUUUUCAUUAGAAAUGUGGACUAGAAAAGUAUGUAUCGACAAUGAACCCUUCUUGACACUCUUUGAAGAAUUGUGAUACAGAUCAGUAGAUACAGAUGCUGUAUAUUUGACCAACACUAAUGCACUUUCUCUAAGACUAAUUAUUUUGAAAGCCUUAUAGAUACUGUAUGAUUGGACAUAAUGUAAUCAAUUCCUUUUUAUCAGUCUGCUGAACAACUGUGAUCUAGAGUUGUCAUGGUAAUUCAGCUUUAAUUUAUUCCAUUGGGAAAAUCAUAUACUACUUUAAUUAGAAUAAAUUGUUUAAUAUAUUUACACAAGCUGUAAAUGUAUUUAUGUUGUUGCAAUUUAGCAUUAUAGACUAUAUGACUGUAUGCCUGUACAGUGGUAAUCUUAUUGGAUAAAUGACUUGGAUAUAAGUCAACGGGUGGAUAUUUUGUAAAAAUAUACCUGACACUAAUAUAGCAAGUUUUAAAUCUGACACUAAAGUUUUUUUGAUUGCAACACAAACUGAAUCAAACUUGUAAAUCAAUAAAAAAAAAUAUUUUACAGUCUUUCCACUUA
Molecule: messenger RNA, 5730 nt
Organism: Cyprinus carpio (common carp)
Lineage: Eukaryota; Metazoa; Chordata; Actinopteri; Cypriniformes; Cyprinidae
Gene: cobl
Product: cordon-bleu WH2 repeat protein
Biological process (GO): actin filament polymerization; actin filament network formation
Cellular component (GO): actin filament; terminal web; plasma membrane
Molecular function (GO): actin monomer binding
Source: RefSeq, a predicted model, not a curated record